Messenger RNA from Chlamydomonas reinhardtii, 7809 nucleotides. RefSeq lists its product as uncharacterized. Bases 77 to 6991 code for a protein of 2304 amino acids. The record is from RefSeq and is a predicted model, not a curated record. Gene Ontology annotation, molecular function: sodium:proton antiporter activity. NCBI's taxonomy places the organism in Eukaryota, Viridiplantae, Chlorophyta, Chlorophyceae, Chlamydomonadales, Chlamydomonadaceae. Gene Ontology annotation, biological process: proton transmembrane transport. The transcript is spliced from 32 exons. Gene Ontology annotation, cellular component: membrane.
UCCCAUCGCGCAAGAAUGCGACCCUAGAUAACACAACGACGAGCCUGGCAACCUCCGGCGCCAGUCAGCGCGAAUCAUGGCUUUAGUCGUAUUGAAGUUGGCACUCGAGACGCUGGGCAAAUUACAGGAGGGGCUAGGGCCCGGCUACGCACAUGGUCGGAAUUUGCUCAACGGGGGCGGAGCACCGGCUGGGAGCGACUUCUGCCUCGACAAGAAUGUGACCUACGCACAUCGGGUUGACAACCCGGAGGGCUGGAACUGGUGCCUGGUUCCAGAUGGGGGCUUCGACGCCGUUUUCUUUGCGGGGCUGGCCAUCGUCACGAUGUGCCUGGCGUCGGCGCGCUGGGACGCACUGAUCGUGCUGGCCUUUGGCGGCGUCUACUUCGCCUUCUCCUACUACUUCAAUCUGGAGCACGUCAGCAAUGCGGUUAUGCUGUGGCUGGGCAUGCGGCCGGCAGACAUCUUCGUGUUUGUGUUCCUGCCGCCCUUCCUGCUGGACCUGUCCGUGCGGGUCGACUACUUCCUGCUCAAAAAGGUGGCAUUCAACGUGGCGUUCAUGGCCUUUGUGAUGGUGAUCAUGUCCUGCCUCAUGCUCAUCCCCUUCAUGCUCUACGCGCUCAACCUGCAAGCCAGCGGCUGGACGGCGGCCCACGUGGCGCUGUUCGGAUCCAUGAUCGCAUCCACAGACGCUGCGUCCGUGUCGGCGGUGCUGCGCUCGGGCGGUGGGCCCGAGAUUCUGUCGGUGCUGCUGGAGGGCGAGUGCCUCUUCAACGACGCCUCCUCGCUGACGCUGUUUGAGAUCUUCAAGGAGGUGGUGGUGAACCAGGAGCACAACACGCUGGCGCACGACCUGCAGGGCAUCGUGGUGCAGACCAUCUGGUCCUGCUUCGUGGGCGUGUGCAUCGGAGUGGGGCUGGGCAUCUUCACACGCUGGGUGUAUGCGUGGAUGCAGCACCGCAAUAUGGAGCCGCAGGCGGAGGUGGCCUGGUCCGUGGGCGGCGCGUACCUCAGCUUCUACAUCACGCAGGUGUGGUGCCACGGCUCGGGCUGUGUGGGCUCGGUGGCGUUCGGCCUGUACGGCAGCGGCACGCUGCUGUGGGGCAUGAGCACCAAGGCCCGACUCAGCGGCAUCUUCGACAAGUUCUGGGCGGUGAUGACGUUCAUAAUCAACGGCCUCAUCUUCUUCUACGUCGGCGCCUCCGCCGUCAACUUCACCAUCCGCGCCUCCAACGAGCUGUUCGAGGAGGAGGGCAGCGACUCCCUGGCCAUCAUCCUUCUGUACAAGCUGCCGCUCAUCUACCUGGCCAGCUUCGCGCUGCGCUUCGUGCUCAUGUACGCCAGCUUCAAGUUCCUGCAGCUGGCGCGACUCAGCGAGCCGAGGCCCAUACAGGAGGUGGCCUUCCUCACGAUCGGCGGCCUGCGCGGCAGCCUGUCUCUGGUGCUGGCGCAGUCGGCCGCCACCAUGGCCAGCAGCAGCGUGGACGACAGGCGCGUAAAGGCCGAGAUCGCCAUCUUCACAGCCGGAUACGUGGUGAUGACGCUGCUGAUCAACGCGCCGCUGGCCGCGCCCGCCCUGACGCUGCUGGGACUGGACAAGGUCCGCCAGGAGCAGCUGGCCAUGCGCGGAGAGGUGAAGAAUCUGUUCCGCAAGUUCACCUCCACGGCCAUUGAGGACCUGUCAGCCAACCAGGACGAGGACGAGCUGCUGCAGGGUCUGGACUGGGCCAUGCUGGCCCAGGAAACCAACUUCGACCACCACCUGGACAAGGAGCUGCCGGAGAUCCAGCCGCGCGUGCGCUGGUUCGUGGGCACCGCCGGCAAGGUGUGGAGCAUGUUCUUCGUGCCGGGCACCUUCUGGAUGGCGUUGCGCCGCUGGUGCUGCGGCGGCGGCCCUCGCCGCAGCGACUCGGGCGCCGCCGACGAUGACUAUGACGCGGGCGCAGCCAAGGCGGAGGCGGCCAAGGCCGCGGCGGACCUCAAGCGCGCCACGCAGUACAACAUGCGCGAUCUGGGUCGGGCCGAGAGCCGCGCGCCCGGCAGCGUCUUCUUCGCCACCAGCAGCGGCGUAAGCACCAGCAGCAUUGGCAGCAGCGCCUUCGGCGGACUGCACGCCAGCGGCAAGACCUUCCUAGUCAUUCGUGACCAGCCGCGCUCGCGCAGCCACACCGGCCCGCCGGGGCUGAACCGCAGCGGCAGCAGCAAUGCCUCCGCGGCGGCGGCGGCGGCGCGCCGCGCGCAGUCCGGCCCCGCGCUGCCGGCCGCGGCCUCGCUCCGCCGCAGCAACUCGCGCCGCGUGUCGAACAUGAUCAUCAGCGGCGGCGCCACCCCCACCAUGGGCGCCGCCACCGGGCCCGACGGCGUGCCCGGCGGCAGCGUGGCGGCGGCGGCCGCCGGCGCCACUUUCGGCGCCGCGGCGGCGGGCGGCGGCGGCGCCGCCGGCUCGGAGCGGCAGCUGCUUCGCAGCGCCAGUCGCUUUAUGGAGGGCGCGGUGGCGGGUCCCAUGAUCCGACAGAAGUCGGGGGCGCUAGGCAGCCCACACACGUCGGGCACGGGCAUGGAGGGCGUGCCGCUGUCGGCGGCGCCGUCGCUGUCGCCCAAGGGGCCGCCGCCGGCGCCGCCGCCGCUGCAGGCGCCGCCGCCGGCGCUGCAGCCGGCGCUGAGCCAGUCCGACAUCCAGCUGACGGAGGUGCCGGCGGCGGCGCCGCCGCCGGCGCCGGCGCCCGUCGCGACGCCGUCCAGCCCGCCGGCGACGCCGGGGGGCAUGGAUUCGCCGCACCAGAUGCCGCGGCACAAGUCCACUGGCGGCGACGACGCCAUUGAGGCGGCGCUGGCGGCGGUGGACGGCGGCGGCGACGGCGACGGCGACGAGCCGGAGCGCAAGAGCGCCGGCGGCGCCGCGCUGGCGCUGGCGCUGCCGCCGACCGGCUCCGCCGAGUCGCCCAGCCCCUUUCACAGGCCGCCGCGCAAGGCCCCAAGCGGCAGCACCAACGCCGCCGGCGUCGGAGGCGCCGGCACGCCCGCGGGCUCGCGCCCCGUGUCACGCCUAGCCACCAGCACCAGCGUCGGCGGCGGCCUCGCCACCCUCGCCGGCGCCGGCGCCGGCGGCGCCGCGCCGCCGACGGGCCAGCCGUCUGGCGGCAUAGCCUCCGGCGCUUUGUCCCGUCUGGGCAUGACCACCGGCACGGGGCCAGGGGCGGCGGCGGCGGCGGCGGAGCCUGCGCGCGCCAUGCACCACUCAGUAAGCGCCGGCAGUCUGCUGGCAUCCCACCCCGCCGGCCUGGAGUUCGCUACAGCCAUGAUCGCCGGCCGGCCCGACGGCGGCGCCGCCGCCGACGCCGGCGAUGCGGAGGCAGACAGCGAGCUGCUGCAGAGCGUGCUGGUCAUCAAGCCCAGCGUCGGCGGCGCCGGCGGCGGCGCGGGCGGCGGCGCCGGCGGCGGCAAGCGCGCGGGCCUGGCGGCGGCCAGCGGCGUGCGGCUGGUGCAGCGGCUGGGGGAGGGUGGCGUCGGCGCGAUAGAGGCGCUGCGGGCGGAGCCGGGCGCGGCGGCGGGCGGCGGCGCGCGGCCGCUGGGCCGCGGCUCGGUGCGGCUGGCGGCGUUGGACGCCACUGCGGACCCGGUCGCCGCGACCACCGUGUUGCCCAGCCCCGCCAAGCCGCUGGGCCGCGCCUCACUGACGCUGCCCUCGGACGGCUCGCGGGCGCUGGGCCGCAGCAGUGGCGUCUUCAUCAUCCCAGCCAACCCGCUGGGAGCCAAAUCCGGCGCUCACGCCUUCGAGCCGCCCUCGUUGGGCCCCUUCGAGUUCGCACUGCCCGAGGACGAGCAGGCGGCGGCGGCGGCGGCCUCGGCGGCGGCCGAGGGCGGCCCCGGCUCCAAGCGACUGAUGCAGGUGCGGGAGGGCGAGCCGGCGGCGGCAGAAGACGGCGGCGGCGGUGGCGGCGGUGGUGGCGGCCUGGGCCGCAGCUCGGCGCGCCCCGUGGGGCCGCUGGGACGGGCAUCCAUCCGCAUGGGCCGGCCAGGCCUGUCUGCGGCGUCCGUGCACCUGGCGCGAAUCUACGAUGCUGACGGCGGUGCCGGCGGCGGCAGCGGCACCGACGGCGGCGGCGGCCCCUCCCGCGCCUCCGGGCGCCUUCCCACCCCCGGCGGCGGCGGCACCGACGGCGGCGGCGGCGGCGGCGGCGGCCUGGCCCGCUCCUCCGCGCGCCACCCCGCCGACGGCACGCCGGGCCUGGGUCGGGGCUCGGCGCGCAUGAACGACGUGGUGGCGGCGGCGGCGGCGGCGCAGGCCGGCGAGCGGCCCUCCCUGGCCUCGCAAUCGCAGUCGGCGUCUGUCGCCGGCAACGGCAUCCUGGCGCAGGUCGCGCUCAUCAACCACCACCGCGACGGCGGCGGCGUGGGCGGCAGCGGCGGCGGCGCCGCCAACGGCGGCGCGAACGGUGGCGUGGGCGGCAGCGGCCACGGCCAGCACGGCUUUAAGGCAGUGGCGAAUGCGGUGCUGCACGGCGCGUAUCUGCAGUCGCUCGUGCGGCGCUCCGCGGGCGCGGGCAGCCGCGGCGGCGCGGCGGCGGCGGCGGCGGGCGGCGGGCAGUACUCGCGCGAGGGCAGCGGGCGCGGCACGGAGGGCGUGGGGCUGGGCCGCCGCACGCGCAUGGCGGAGACGGCGGCGGCACUGGCGCGUGCGUCCGCCAGCGCCGGCCGUGACCUGGAGGGCGGCGGCGCCCCCCUGCCCGACACGCUGGACUCGCCCCUGCUGGUGGAGUACCGCAUGCGGCUGCUGUCGGGCCUGAAGCAGUACUACAUGCAGAAGCACGCGGAGGGCAGCCUCAGCCCCUCCGCAUACAAGGUGCUGUCCUACGUGGCGGACCAGUCCUACCACCAUCCCGAGAAGCCGCUGGCGCUGUGGGCCAUGGUGCGUCAGGAGGUGGGCGCGGGGCUGCUGCUGCAGGCCGAGGCCACCGUCUACUUCAAGCUCAAGCACUGGACUGCGGGAGCCAAGACCUCCAACAACGCCUUCGUGCGCGCGGUGGUGCCUCGUCUGCUGGUGCCGUUCGUGUGGCUGCUGUCGGGCCACAUCAGCGCCACCACACUGCGCGGCCUGGAGACGGCGGUGGAGCUGUGGGCCAGCCUCACGCAGUCGCUGCAGACCGAGUGGCUGCAGUACAGCGGACUGUACGGAGAGCUGCUGCUGGAGGAGGUCCAGCACGACGCCGACGGCGCCUGGUCUUACAUCAUCGAGCGCCGCAUCGAGGCGCCCAACAAGUUCGGCGCCGUGCAGACCCACCGCGCCACCAUCGAGCUGCUCACGCAGCAGCAGAACUUCGUGCGCGACAUGAACGCAGGCGGCAUGAUUGACGAGGCCGAGUGCCGCAAGAUUGUGGAGGUGGUGGAGCGGCGGCUGCAGCUGCUGGCUCGGCGCGGGCCGCGCUGGCGGCAGCCCACGGUGACCGAGGUGCUGUCCAACACCGCCUUCCUGCGCGGCGUGCCGCAGCGGGUGGUGGAGUGGAUCCGCAAGAACUCCGUGAUGCGCGUGCACCCGCAGGGCGAGGCCAUCUGGGACAUGGGCCGCAAGUUCCCGGGCUCGGAGCCGGACGGGCUGAUUGUGGUGAUCCGCGGUGUGGUGCGCAUGAUGGCCGACCACGACGGCAUCCAGGUGCCCUACUACCUGGGCGCAGGCGGCGUGGGAGGACUGACGUCGUGUGUGCUGGAGGCGCACGUGCCCGGCAUGAGCUCCGCCGCCGCCUACGCCGAGGGCAACGCCAUGGGCAAGGGGCCCGUGGUCAUGCACAUCCCCUGGAGCCUGCUGCAGGUGCUGCGGCGCUUCAGCCGUGAGGAGGGCCUGGCGCCCUACCAGGCGCUGGAGCUGCAGCUGUACCGCACCGCGGCCGCCUACGUGCUGGACAUACUCAAGCACCAGGUGUCGCACCAGUUCUCGGCCUUCAUCCGCUCCUCCAUGCUGACCAUCCUGCUGUCCAAGCGCGGCGACGCGCCGGCGGUGCGGCGGCAGCGCAUGCGGCUGCUGCUGCAGCCCGCCUCCGUGUCCGAGCACGUGCACCUCGACGGCGGCAUCGACUGGAUCUCGGAGCUCAUGGUGCAGCCGGAGCAGGUGGUGCGGCAGCUGCUGUCGCCCGACUCGCCGCCCACCACACAGGCGGCGGCGGUGGCGGCGGUGGCGGCGGGCGCCAGCGGCGGCGAGGCCAUGGCCAGUGCCAGUUGGCUGGAGGCCAUGUACAAGGCCAUUGCGGCGUCCACCGUGGCAGUCGUGGACAUCAUCCGUGCCGCCAUCAAGGACAGCAUGCUGCUGGUGCUCAGCCCGGGGCAGGGCAUCGUGCAGCGCACCACCAUGGUGCUCAUACAGGGCUCGCUGCAGCCAACGCCGCUGCUGGCCAAGGCCGACGGCAGCGGCGGCGCCGGCGGCAUGGGCGGCCCCUUUGUCAUCAGCGCCAACGAGAACCACAUCGCCCCCAGCGUCAUGGUGUGGGUCAGCGACUUCUUCGAGGGUGAUCUGGUGGCCCAGCGGCCGCUGGAGGUGGUGGCGGGGCCGCGCGGCGCCACGCUGCUGGUGUGGGGCGUGGACCCGGAGGACCUGCUGCUGCCGCCGCCGCCGCCCGCGGUGGUGGCGGCGGUGAUGGGCAGCAGCGGCAGCAGCAAGCGCCGCGACGGCGGCGAGGGCGCGGCAGGAGCGGGUGCAGGAGCGGGUGCAGGAGGGGGUGGGGCGGCGGCGGUGACGACGAGCAAGAGCGGCAAGCUGCUGACGAAGGAGAACAGCGGCGGCCUGAGCGGUGCGGCGGCGGUGGCGGCGGCGCUGGGGCUGGGCGGCGGCGGCGUGAACGGCGGCGCGCCCAAGCCUCUGGAGGUGGUGCGGGAGUCGGUGACGGAGAUGUCAACCGUUGGCACGCCGCCGAGUGAGGCCCUGGCGGCGGCGGCGGCGUCAGCAGCGGCGGCGGCGGGUGGCAAGCCAGUGAAUGGCAGCGCAGUAGGCAAGGUGCCCGAGUGAAGGGUGUGUGCUGCGGUGGCGGUAGCGGCGGCGGAUGCGGGUGGCCACGCGUCGAGGGGUGGCAUCGUUGGUGUGGAGGCGCUGCGCGGGUGGGUGCGGGGGCUGUGAUACCGGUAUGGUGUCUCGGAUGGGCUGCUGUGUGCAUGUGUGGGCGCGGGUGUGGCUUUAAGAUGCUUAGGGAGCCGCACAACGGAUAGCAUGUGUGUGUGUUGAUGCCGCUAGGCGCAGAGUGCAGACGGAAUGCCUGGAGGGGGCGGCGGCUGGAGAGGGCGGGCAUUGGUGCUUUACACACGUACGGACAACAGCGAGCGGGGUUGUGACCGGGAGGCAGGUCUUCAUAGAGAAGCACGUGCGUGUCGGGUUGUUGGCAUUUCGCACGGACCUGAACGAAGACAUUGACAGCGAGCUGCAACAGCGGUGGGUGCGGACUUCCAAAGACGCCAGGGUUGCUGUGUGAGCCAGGAGUGCAGUCGCCGGUGUCAGUAGAAAGUGACUUCUGCCCUAUCUAGUAGCGGUCGGCUGCUGCCAAGCGCGUGCACGUUCGGUCGGUACUUCACUUGCCCCCGGCGGUUGGCAGGUGGCACUUGAUGUUGCGCAGCGUUGGACUGGAAGGCGGGGUGUGAUGUGGUGAGCGGGUGGGAGGCGGAGCGACCGCGCAAUCACCUGCAUUAGAAUCUCGGCACCCGGCGCCGUGGCCUUGCGUGUGUAGGAAAGCACGGUUGGUGCUUGGGUUGGUGCCGCGGGGUUUUAGUGGAUUAAGUGGAAAGCAUGUGAGUGCUGGAGCUCUGCCAAAGAUGCCCUUGAAUGAAUCGAGGUGC